AUGAUGCGUCUCGUGUCUCUGCUCUCCAUGGCGGCGGCGUCAGCUUCGGAGCAGUGCUCUGCGGCGCAGAGUGCGGCGGGGGCAAGGCUGCUGCAGCGUCGGCACAGCAGCAGCCCCUUCACCUCCGAACAUCAUGCCGGGUGUCACAAGAUGAUCACGCACUGCCUGAGCCGGAGCGAUGCAGACCAAGCGCCGUUGUUCUACGAUGCAAAUUGGUCUGCCUGGCAGCUGGGCUUCGACAUGUGUUGCAACAGCCAGUACAAUGAGGAGCUGUGCCACGAGCUGAAUCUGGUGAUGUUCAACUUUCCUGAGCGAGCCUUCGGCCCGGGGGAUCUCGUAAAGGAGACGCCGGACCCGGCUCUGAAGGAUUUUUGCCUCGAGGCCGAGGGCCUCAUGGAUGCACACUUUGCCAAGGUGAGCUUUGAGACCGAUGCCUUGUUGCAGAUCCCGAGCCUCUUCCAGAAAGGCAUCGCUUCUGAGACCAUCCGAGGCGUCCUUUCCAGGGUUGGACGUUCCCGAGGACUAAAGCUCCUCCACAAGUCCGACACCGCAAGUCGUGCCCGGGUGAUUCGCCGACACAUCCAAGAGUGCCAAGCGGGUCCAUGCUGGGAGCAGGUAUUUCUGCUGCAGAACUACUUCACCGAAGCAGCGCAGCCAUCAAUGCAUAGCAAGUGCUUUCGUGCGCUUGCACAGGUGAACAUGUCGGAUGGCUCGAUGAAGCAGGUGAGGGACAUGAAAGAGGGAGAUCUUGUACGGUCACGUGAGGGAUGGACGGUGGCCAGCACCGAAAUCUCAUUUAGUCAAAACUCGUACCGUGAUGAGUACUGUGAGAAGUCCGUCGGGACUUGGCAUGGUGAUAUCGUCAAGUACACCUUGUCUGGUGAAAGACCUCCACUCUACGUUUCUGACGAUGUUCAGCUCUUUGUCGUUUCGAAUGGCUCCAUCGUCAAAAAAGACUCGCAUCGGGGAUCGGAUGGGGUUACCGUGGGAAGUGAGCUCGUUACUCUCUACGAGAACGGCACCGUGGGUGGCGGUACUUUCAUUGUGCAAAGGGAGAUCCUGGAUGCAGAUUCGAGCCUGGACCUCGUGGAUGACAGCUUCUGCGGGCCAGAGGUCUCCAGCAAGAACGGCUUCUUCGUGAACGGGAUCAACCUGUACUGCGUGGAUGGGUCGGUCCAGUCCUUGCUCGCUGCACCUCUCCUGCUCCUCGUUCUGAUGUAUCCGCUGCUUCUCUAG
This is a messenger RNA of Symbiodinium sp. CCMP2592, 1236 nucleotides long. Lineage: Eukaryota; Dinophyceae; Suessiales; Symbiodiniaceae. The record is from the annotation of a GenBank genome assembly.